Molecule: messenger RNA, 2232 nt
Organism: Sclerotinia sclerotiorum 1980 UF-70
Lineage: Eukaryota; Fungi; Ascomycota; Leotiomycetes; Helotiales; Sclerotiniaceae
Exons: 5
Coding region: 1-2232 (743 amino acids)
Biological process (GO): protein deubiquitination
Molecular function (GO): cysteine-type deubiquitinase activity
Source: RefSeq, a predicted model, not a curated record
AUGAGUCCAGCAGCCAUCGGUGGGCCCCACUUGCGAGCUACUUCGAUCAAUAGCACUGGACCGAUCAACACUACAAGAAGAAAUUGGAUUAAUGGUGUUGACAACUCGAAGGGCGAAAGUCGAGUGCUACCGCAUUUGAGCGACUUGGUAAAUGCGAAACCCCUUGUCGAUAGACAGUCUUCAUUACGGAAGUUACUGGAGGCAGGCGAGGAAGCUGCGAAACAAGCGGAGACAUUGCUCGAUUUCAAACGUCUGGAUUUGGCUCUUCAACAGUACAUCGUAGCUUUUACAAUAGCCGUGGAGUAUAUUCCCCAGAGUCCGCAUUACCCUGACCUAAGGACUAGACCGGACUAUCCUCGACUAUACGCUGGCCUACAAAACAGGCUCAACAUACAACACAGCAGAUUCGAGGAAGUUAAGAGGUUAAUUAAAGAGGAUAACGCAAGAACGGGAAUUAGCCCAUCCAAUUCAUUUACACAUAAUGGACAACCCGUUCCAAGAAAUAUCGACAAUAGUGCAUUUGAGCCUACCAUGCGAGAUGUAUAUAGUAACGCAGCCGACAGGCAACUUGAUACCAUAGAUAUCACAAAAAGCAGCGAAAGCCGUCCAAAGCCAACUGUACAGCCAAAACCACAAGGGCUCCAUGGCAAGUCGAUCCAGAUGGCAAAUCGUAUAUCGCCCACUCUAUCCAUUUCAUCCGAGAAUGACCUGGCCACACGAUUUGCCCGUCUAAGAAGUUCAAACAAUCCAGCCCCUAUUCAAGAUCCUAGGAUUCGGACGCAACAAAUCACUAUUCCAGAUGGAAUCACAGUAGAUCGAAAAUCAACAAAUGCCGUAUCGCUGCCCAAGCAAAAUGCGAGCAUAUUGCGGCCUCUCGGUCCAAGGGAAAUGCCAACGAGUUUAGCAAUACCUCUUACGACAGAAAAACCAAUUCUUGCCGAACUCUUGAAUAAUUUGCAAUAUUUCGGUACAAUUAUUUACGAUCAUGCUUAUGAUCGUCCAUUGAAGCGACGACCAAUGUUACUUGCUGGUGGUGUAGACUCCUGGGUGGACCUCGUUGGAUCUGGCGCGCUGCAAGGCGCAAUUCACGGCAAUAAAUCUCUGCCUAAAACUAAGAAGCAUGAUCAUCACGCUUUGGGUCGAGUCUCCAUAGCACGUGAACCUCGGAAAACCAUAGUAACGAAGAGAACAAUCUCUAGAUCGCGGACAUUAUCAGCGACAGAGGAAGAAAAGUGGGAUAAGGCAUUAAAAGAAUGUGUUGAGACUGACGAUGCACCUGCUCAGGAAUUAGCUAUAGACGAAUCGCGUUAUGCCAGAACGACCGAGGAAUUUAUGAGAAGAUACCCAGAAAUUUCCACAGUCAAACAGUCUAUGGCGUUGCCGUCAAAGCCGAGGUCAUUGCCUCUUUAUGAUGGAUCAAUGAUCUCGGCCCCACCAACUCGACCGCCACCAGCUUUACCAAGACAGAGAUCUAGUGGUAUUUCCGAAAAGACCCCCUAUAAGAAUUAUGCUAUGACAGGGGGAAACUCUAGCGCUCCUCCCCGUGUUGAACCCGGUCUAUGUGGUCUAAGAAACGUCACGGGGAGCCUGUGCUAUAUGAAUACUGCCAUCCAGAUACUCAGUGCCUCGCCGGCAAUUAGGAAUUUGUUUAUUAGAUUUCAAUAUCCUUGCAAUCCUGCAAUUCCGAAAAAGCAACACGAAGACAGCCCUCCACGGCAAUUAAUGACCCGGGCUCUUCGCAGUUUGUUACAACAUAUGUGGUGUGGAAAAUAUGAUGAAAUUGUUCCAAGAAUGUUUCAACAAUAUGUCCAUGCAACUGCUGUUGCCUAUAAAGGUAAUUUAGGCGCCAACCCCAAACUUUACGCAAGUGACAAUGCAGAAGUGCACACACCUGUUACAACUUAUGGGAGCGCAACACAACAUGAUUGCGGCGAAUUUUUAGGAUUCCUUUCUGAUAGAAUUAUGGAUGAACAGAAUAUCAACCGUGACAAAUCUGUUAAAGAUGUCGACUUUGGGGCCACAAACAUUGGAGUAGAUUUUCCAGAGAUUCUUGACAUGGGAAAAUACACAUGGUUAUCAGAGAAAGAUGACUAUUCAGACCAACUUCCUGCAGAGCAGAAACGUCCAUUCUUAUAUGAUUGUUAUGCUGUUGUACAGCACAGUGGGACUCCUAAGUCGGGUCACUAUUGGGCAUUAGCUCACCGUUAUGCUUCUAUACCGCCGCCAAGGUAG